AGUAGAGAAAAGAUCAGUUGUACAUAAUCAUUCAAUGGUGGCCAUCAAGAUCUCGCUAGGAUCUCCUGUUGUGAGUUUUAACAUCAUUAUUUAGACCUUGUGAAUGAGUUAUGCCAUUCCUUCAUUUCAUACUUGAACUUCAUAUAAGCAGAGGGGUAUUUUCUUCACCAGGUAAAGUCCAGAGGAUGCUUGUUUACAUGGGUAAAUUCAACCACAGAAAGGCAGCUGAGACAUUGAUUGACUCCAUUAAGAUCAGCUUCUCAACUGACCAUGAUCUGGGACUGAUGAGACAAGGCUACCUAGAGCUGGCCCAGGUCUACCUACACAGUGUUGGUAUGGUCCUCAUCAAGGAGAACAGUACACUGGAGUUUGUGACAGAUCCUGGGGAAGAUGCAGCGGCCAAACAGGCUGCUGCCAAGAGAAAACUGCGAUCAAAGUCGUCAGGAAAACGAGAAAAUUCCCCGUCUAAGAAAGAACGAUCAGGAACCCAGAGUUCACUCAAGUCGCAAGGCAGUAAAUCUGAUGAGAUGGCCGAUGUGGACAAGGAGAGACGAGCUGCCUGGACAGCCAUUAGGUGUGCUGCAGCCCUGGGUCAGGCCCAGCGCUCUCGUGUCCUCCUCAUUGGGGAUACAUCUGUUACCUCCCAGCCUCUCACUGGCAAUGCUGAGACAGAUAUCCCAGAGUUCAUAGCACUUGAUCUUGUUAGUGACUAUGUCCUUGGGGAGAGGAAGAAGGUGUAUAAAACCCAAAUCGAAGAAGAGUUAGCUCCCCUGAUAGAGGCCAAUGAAGUGAAACAUGUGGACACUUACGAUGAGCAGGUGAUGAAGGCGCGGGACGGAGCCAAGGAGCUCAGCUGGAUACACUUCCUAGGUUAUCAGAGUAUCCUCCAGAGAUUGUGUAAUACAUCAACGAUCUCAGCCUCCAGUCGCAAAUCUAGCCAAAAAGACACAGAUUCAGAAGAGGAGGAACUUGCAGAGUUUGACCUUGGGUUCAUCAGUCAUGCCCACUCAGACACAACUGUGAACCAUGACAUGAUCCGGUCAAUGUUGUUCUCAGGAACGUGGUCCCGGCGACUUACGAAGAUCCAUGUUUACCUAGCAAACAACCUCAAGGCAUACAGCUCAGAAUGUUGUGGCAUCUAUCCCCCAGAACAGCUAGUACUGGCCCCUACUGAUACGGAGUAUGACCUUAGUGUGACCUUCAAGUCCUAUGCUUCCAAUCUCACUGUUGACACUGAUGACUCUAUCACCAUGGCCACUGUGGCUGAGCCUGGAAAAGCACCGCUACCUCCUGGAACUGUUAUUGACCCCUACAUGCCCUCAGACAAGCCAGUUACCUCCCCUGUAGACAUGGAGGUGGCACUGCAGUUCUACCAGCCAUCCCUGGAAGAGAAUGACCCUCAGAGACCAGAAGCCACAGGGGCUGAAUCUCGCAUACUUCUAAUGCAUGCUAUCUAUAAGAAAAUGGGAUCUGUUUGUCAGCCUGGUGUACAGUGGGUGUCUCUAUCACAGCUCAAUGACCUUCAUGACAGGUUGGCUGUGCUGGCACAAAGAGCUGAGAUCUCCCUGGUAGAAAAGAAGAAGAAGGACCCAGUAGCACCCUCGCCGACUCCUACUUCCAAACCCAAGAAGGGACAAAGAAUCAAAGCACUUUCCCCGAAGGUUGAACGGGAUGAACGACUCGAGGAUUUUCCUCCCAUCGAGAACCUGCUGAAACAGUGUUUGGAUGACAUUAAGACCCUGCUGGGUUUGCCCCAUGCCAGCUCCACUGGGGAGUUGUCAGAGAAAGCAGACAAGGAGAAAUCAGAGAAGGCAGAGAAAGAGAAAACAGACAAAUCUGAGAAUGGAUCAGUUGUUUCCACAGAGCUGCCAUUUGAAGUGACAAAGAAGAACAUCGCUGCACUAGAGAGUCUAUUUGACCCCAGCUUUGGCUACACGGCCCAGGGCACCGACAUUGUCCAAUGGCUUCUCAAGAUCAUCAAGUCCUAACAGACUGACCUUGUGUGUUGAAGUCUUAUACAUGCCCACAGGACAUUGUUACAGUGAAUACUCAAGGACAUUCACUACAUUUCACAGCGAUCAGAUGCUGUAAUCUGUAAAAUGUAACUGGCUAUGAAUGUGGUAUCAAACUGUAUUGAAAACUGUGAUAGGAAGUAUUUAAAUUUUGAAGACAUUAAAUUGUUAUUGAUAUCCGUCCAAUGUUCUACCUACUUAUGUGAUUUUGCACCUUUCCACUGCAUGCAUUAUAUGAUCUGUAUAAACUAUGUAUAAUUAUAUUUUACAGUUAGAAGUGAAUAAUUAUGAUGCUGAAAUCUGUGAUAGGAUUUUUUUGUUUUAACUGUGAUGAUUAUUUUUUUAUUCAUUUAUUUUCAUAUAUUUGCAUCUGUCUAAUGAUUUGCAAUUUUUUUUUUUUUUUUUUUGUGUAUGUGUGUUUACAUGUACAUUUGUUACUAUGGUAAUAUAUUGAUGUAUGAACUUAGAUAAUUGAUUGUAUACCAUCCCUUGGGAACUGUAUAGGUACUGUGGAACUUUCACUAAUCCUGUGAAGGAUUACUCUAUACUGUAUGUGAUAUAAGCUACAUAAUCUGGUGUGAAUUAACUAUUUUUUGUUCAGCUGGAUGGACAUCUUGAUUGUGGCAUUAAUGAACUGUCAAUGCUCAGUUGGAAUGUAAUGCUGGCUUUAUAUAUUGAUAGGAUUUUAAAAAUCAAUCCAUUGAAACAUUG
Messenger RNA from Pecten maximus, 2723 nucleotides. Its product is annotated as cilia- and flagella-associated protein 54-like. The coding region runs from base 111 to 1988 and encodes 625 amino acids. The transcript has 10 exons. NCBI's taxonomy places the organism in Eukaryota, Metazoa, Mollusca, Bivalvia, Pectinida, Pectinidae. Gene Ontology annotation, biological process: cilium assembly. The record is from RefSeq and is a predicted model, not a curated record.